Molecule: messenger RNA, 2667 nt
Organism: Diabrotica balteata
Lineage: Eukaryota; Metazoa; Arthropoda; Insecta; Coleoptera; Chrysomelidae
Source: the annotation of a GenBank genome assembly
UAACGAUCUCCUUCCUGUAUAAUCCAUUUCGUCUGAUUAUGUGGUUGUCAACAAUAGCCGUGUUGCUGUGCGCAUCACUAUCUAAUGCACUUACCUGCAAUUUGUCUUCAGAUCUGGUCAAAGAAAUUCGUUCGUAUCAAGGAACAGUCGAUCAGAUCAUAAAUGCAACUACACAAGGACUAUUCAAGGGCAAAACCUACGAUGAACUGGCGUAUUUUGUUGAUAAAUUUGGAGCCAGACAAGCGGGAAGCCAGGUACUGGAAGAUUCAAUAGAUUAUUUACUGGAUUUGAUGCAGAAGGAGGGAUAUGACCUAGAAAAUGUUCAUGGAGAAAAUGUUACAAUUCCGCAUUGGAUUAGGGGAACUCAAACAUGUGAAAUGUUGUCACCGAGAAGAACUAACAUUCCAGUACUGACCCUCGGUGGUUCUGUGUCUACAAUAGCCAAUGGAGUCGAAGCGGAGGCAAUAGUUGUGAAAGACUUUGAUGAAUUGGAUCGAGUGUCUGAAAAAGUAAAAGGAAAAAUUGUGGUGUAUAACAACGAGUAUAUUACAUAUGGGGUAUCCGUAGCUUACAGGAGUCAAGGACCAAUUAAGGCAGCUAAAUACGGAGCAAUAGCGACCUUAAUAAGGUCUGUAACACCAUUUUCCUUAAAUACACUCCAUACUGGUCAAACUGAUUAUGACAACUCAGUAACAAAGAUUGCAGCAGCUUCAAUAACAAGAGAACAUGCUCACAUGUUUCAAAGAAUGCAGGAUCGUGGUGACAAAAUAGUUUUAAAACUCAACAUCCAAACCCAAAACUUGGAUCCAGUUACAUCCAGAAACGUCGUUGCAGAAAUUAAGGGAUCAAGAGAUCCUGAAAAAGUAGUUCUAGUAUCUGGUCAUAUUGACAGUUGGGACGUAGGUGUAGGAGCUAUGGAUGAUGGAGGCGGCGCUUUUAUUUCUUGGUAUUCAUUACGCGUACUUAAAGCUCUUGGUUUAAAGCCAAAAAGGACUGUAAGAUCUGUCCUUUGGACAGCUGAAGAACCGGGACUAAUUGGCGUCCAAGCCUAUGAUAAAGCCCACAAAGACGAAUUGGACAAUUUUAUUUUUGUAAUGGAAUCUGAUGAAGGAACUUUUACACCUUUGGGUCUAGAAUACGUCGCUGGUGAUGAGGGAGGAUGUAUUUUAGAGGAAGUAAUGAAAUUGCUGGCUCCAAUAAAUGCAACACAAGCCAACAUAGUCGACUACGCAGGAUCCGACAUUACAAUCUGGAGAAACAUUUUACCAACUGGAAGUUUGCUGAAUCGAAAUGAAAAUUACUUUUGGUACCAUCACUCUGAGGCGGACACCAUGGACGUUUUGGAUCCCGCAGCUUUAGAUAAAGCCACAGCGUUAUGGGCUUCCGUAGCAUACGUACUUGCCGAUCUGAAUAAAGAUUUUCCGAGACAAGUACCAAAAUUGAAUGUAGUGUUACCAUCAGUACUGAAGGUUUAGAUUUAGUUUAAUUUAUUUGUAAAUCAAUAUAUUUUAAAGGCAUUAUCUUACUUUAUAAAGGUGGUACAUAUCCUUUUUUUAAAGAUAUAUUUUGAUGUAGUGUGUGUAGUUCAUGCGAUUUAUGAUAAAUCAAACUAAACUACACCAAAGACGAGUUAUCCACAGACAGACGAUCCAUCUGUUUUAAAACUUUCAUAUGAUAUGAUACUGUAGCCAUAGCUACAUAUGUAUUAAUUUAAUUUACAUUUUACUACAAAAUUAUUUUAUUUUAUUUAAAAAAACAGACUUAAAAAAUUAUCUUUGCAAAAUUAAUACCUACACCUACAAUUAUGGUUGUAACCUAAUAGUUCGCUGUAACCGUGUAAAAAGUGUAAUAGCAUUUUCUUAUUAUUAUUCUCAUUUUUCGGAUUAAAUCAGGCGCAUGAUAAAGGUCCCCAAACUCUGUUUGAAAAUAAAAAUUCUAAAUGUAUCGUUGUCUUGUUCUUUCGGUUGGUUGCAUUUCUUUUGGAUGAUUUUUGCUCUACUGUUUUAGGCGUGACACCUCUUUAGGACGUGAUUUGUUUUGUUUUGAAUGUCGGCAUUGCGUCGCCGUUAUGUCUCACUGGUGGUUCCAGUGAGACAUCCGUCCGUGGAUGUGUCCUGCGUUGUCCUCGGUAGUCAAGGUGAAAGGAUUUGAGCUAAAACAGUCCUUUUCCGAAAGCCAAAAAUAUAUAGUUAUGAAUUGUGAAUGAAUUUAAUUAACAAAUUGAUAAAAUGAUCUGAAACGCGAAGAGAACAGCUGUGGCUAUAUCCUCGCUAUAGGCAGGUAUAAUUGUGCAAUGAGAUCGGGAAAUCACAGAAAACAGAUCCCUCAGGUAAGAAAGUGGAAUUUCCUUCAGGAUAUUAAUGUAUUCAUCAGGAAGUUCGUUGCUAGCUGUCAGCAAUUAAGUGGGUAGGAAGGGGAGUUUUAAUGAUAUUUUGGGCUCCAAGUUUUGGCCACGGAUGGUUUUAAUUGUAUAUGUCGGUCAGAUAGCCAAGCGGGCUGGGCGGCCGUUUUCUCAUUCGCUUCACUGCGAGUGGUUCAGAGGAAGUGAGUUCGAUCCCCAGCUCGGUGUACAGAAAAACAAAAAGGCUAACGCAGCAGUUCAAAAUUCUAAAUGAAUCUGCGGCUUAAACUAGAAUAUGCUGGUGUCUGAUCGGACUAUGGUGGAUA